CGCACACACACACACACACACACAGGCUUUGGUUGACUAUCCCCGUGGGGACAGUCCAUAGGCGUAAUGUUUUUAUACUGUACAAACUGUAUAUUCUAUCCCCUAUCCCUAACCCUAUCCCUAAACCUAAAGAUCAUAGAACACUUUUUGCAUUUUUAGAUUUGUAAAAAAUAUUGUUCUGUACAAUUUAUUAGCUUUUGUGCCCAUGAGGACCUCAAUUUUGGUCCCCACAGUGACACGAGUCCCCAUGUGUUGGUGUGUAUUCAGGUUUAGGUCCCCACCGGGAUAUACAAACAUGAACACACACACACACACACACACACACACACACACACAUUGAACAGCAGAGCUGACUUUGUUGUGUUGUAAGCGAUGUUUCUAUAUCUAACGAUAUCUGGCGAUCAACUCAUUCUUUUCAUCUCAUCUAAAAAGCAUCAUCAUGAAUGUUUUAGGAUUUUGUUUCGAAAAAGUCUUUCUUUUGAAAUGUUUCAGUCGUGUUUCACAGAGAAUCCCAUCACAGGCAGAACGCUGAUUUACAUCGACUGCUCCAGUUUACCGCGCAACUUCCAGCAUGUGAAGAUGAUCUCAGCUCACAUUAGAGAGCGAAGUGUGGCAGACGGCCCUGAAGAUGACAUGACAGUUUUUCUCAAGAUGAAGAGCCACACCGGCCAGCGAGCAGAAUCCAUCACCUACGACCAGAUCAAAAACAUAUGUCUGAAGUGAUAAAAGAGAAGAUCUCACACACGAGAAGAACCGUACAGUAAUAAUGUUAUCAUGUUCACAGCAGGUUGACAAUCUGUCAGUUAAAAUGAUGAAAUAUAUUUAUAUAGUAGAAUAGAUGGUAUUAUUCCAAACCUUUCUUCAGAUGUAAUAAUUGUUGGUACAGUAGGUUUGUAAUCUGCCCUUAAGACAACUUCCCUCUGUUGACCUACUCUAACACUUUCAUUUCAUGUUUUGAAAUAUUACAAUACAAUACUUUACAAAGUAAAAUACAAAGAGAAUUAAA
Messenger RNA from Triplophysa rosa, 1006 nucleotides. RefSeq names its product sterile alpha motif domain-containing protein 15-like. The record is from RefSeq and is a predicted model, not a curated record. Bases 373 to 723 code for a protein of 116 amino acids. The transcript has 2 exons. Lineage: Eukaryota; Metazoa; Chordata; Actinopteri; Cypriniformes; Nemacheilidae.